AUGGCCAUUGUCUUGGUCACCAAAGCAAAACCUUCAUGCUCAUCGAUAUUACUCUUAUCGCCAAACAGUCCCACAAAUCAAGCAUCACAUUAAAUUUCGUAGCACUGAAGAGUGAAAACUUCAGGUGUGUGGAGAUGAGCCUCUUCGAUGGAUUACUUCCUCUGCUACUAAUUGUGUUUACUAUGACCCCUGUGAUACAAGCUUCAAACAGAACUACAAGCCUUCCAUCUGCUGCCACGCUUGCAGGUUGCCAAAGAAGCUGCAGUAAUCUGACCAUCGACUAUCCCUUUGGAAUUGGAUCAUCCCAUUGCUCUAGGCAGCCCGAUUUCGAGCUCAUCUGCAACAAUACCACACAACCACCAAGGCUGUUAUUCAAGAAUGGCACCACUGAGAUCAUUGACUCUCCCAGUACUGAAUAUUUGGACGUUAUGUUUUCCCAUUCCAUCUCCAUGAAAUCCAAUGUCAGUGUGUACAACAUGUCAUGGGAUGCUCCUGGGAAAUCUUUCACCCUUGGAUAUGCUAGACUAAACAUCACCGGCUGUGAUUUCGAUAUAUACCAGGUGCUCGAUCAAAGUGGAAAUGUUCCUGCCAAGCUUUGCAACGUUACAUGCCCAAACAGGGGAAUCACAGAGGACAUUGCUAGGCAGGACUGCAAUGGCACCGGAUGCUGCUCCAUCGAUGUUCCAAUUCGUGCUCAGACCUUACAGCUUAUGUUUGUCCGCCAUGGCAAAGGGGCGGUCGAACUUGACGCACAAUCCAACCAAAGCUCCCUGUGGAGCACAAUCAAUGUAACAACAGUUUACGCUGUCAUUUUGUGGAGAAUCCUGGACCAACCGACGUGUGCCAGCACCUUCGAUAACAGGACCAACUAUGCCUGUAUUAGUGAGCACAGCAAAUGCAUGGAUGGCUAUUUCGCACCGAUUCUUGGUUACAAUUGCUUAUGUGAUGGUGGGUACCAAGGAAAUCCAUAUAUACUAGAUGGCUGCUCACGUGAUAGAGGAUAUAAUCCAUUCCAACAGAAGGAUGUCUGCGACAGAAAGUGCGGGAGCAUUGAUGUCCCAUAUCCAUUUGGCCUAGAAGAAGGGUGCGCUGCAAGGAAAUCAUUUCAGCUAAACUGCACAAACAUGUUAUCGUCCAGCCUCCAACUGAACGAUGAAUACCAUGUAACGUAUAUAAAUGUCAGCAAUGGGCUCAUGGGCGUAGAAGACACCACAGAUUACAAACAGUACAUGUAUGGGAUGCGUGUGACGCAGGAGCCUCAACUCUAUAUCGGAUCUGGGGAAUCAGCCUCAGUGCAAUGGGCUGUUGCUAAUCUAACCUGCCUAGAGGCACAGCAAAAUAUAUCUGGAUAUGCUUGUGUUAGCAUCAAUAGCACAUGCUUGGGUGUCAACUCAACAGAUGAUUACAUUGGGUAUCGGUGUAGUUGCACACUUGGCUUCCAAGGAAAUCCAUAUAUCCAAGAUGGUUGCCAAGAUAUUAAUGAAUGUUUGGUGCCAAACAAAUGUAAAGGAGUAUGCUACAAUACUCCUGGAAGUUACCGUUGCACUGCUUGCCCUGAUAAAACACAGUAUGAUAUGACAACAAUGCAGUGCACCCGGACAAGAAGACAAAGUCUUAUGUUAGGUGUUGUCAUUGGACUUAGCUGUGGCUUCAGCAUCCUACUUCUCAGCUUAGGAAUAAUGCUUCUCAUUCAUAGAUGGAAAAAAGACAUACAAAAGCAACUACGAAGGAAGCAUUUCCAAAAGAACCAAGGACUUCUGCUGGAACAACUAAUAUCUUCGGAUGAAAAUGCAAGUGAGAACACAAAGAUAUUCUCUUUAGAUGAGCUAGAGAAGGCAACAAACAACUUUGAUCCUACACGUAUUCUUGGUCAUGGAGGGCAUGGCAUGGUGUACAAAGGCAUUCUAUCUGACCAACGUGUGGUUGCAAUAAAAAGGUCUAAGCACAUUGAGGAAGGAGAGAUCAGUCAAUUCAUUAAUGAGGUAGCAAUUCUGUCUCAAAUAAAUCAUCGAAAUAUAGUGAAAUUAUUUGGAUGUUGUCUUGAAACCGAGGUCCCAUUAUUGGUAUAUGACUUUAUUCCCAAUGGUUCAUUAUUUGGUAUUCUCCAUUCUGGUUCAAACAAUGGUUUCUCCUUGUCAUGGGAUGACUGCCUAAGAAUUGCAGUGGAAGCUGCAGGAGCUCUCUAUUAUCUCCAUUCGGCAGCUUCAGUAUCAGUGUUCCAUCGUGAUGUGAAAUCCUCUAAUAUACUUCUAGAUGCAAACUACACCGCUAAAGUAUCAGACUUUGGUGCUUCGAGAUUGGUUCCCAUUGACCAAACUCAUGUUGUCACAAAUGUACAAGGCACAUUUGGUUACUUAGAUCCAGAGUAUUAUCAUACCGGGCAGCUGAAUGAGAAGAGUGAUGUAUAUAGUUUUGGUGUGGUACUUGUGGAACUACUACUCAGAAAAGAGCCUAUUUUUACAAGGGUGUCAGGAUCAAAGCAGAAUUUGUCCAAUUACUUUCUCUGGGAACUGAAGGUGAAGCCAAUCACGGAGAUUGUUGCUGCUCAAGUUCGUGAGGAAGCUACUGACGAAGAGAUAGAGAGUGUCGCUUCUCUUGCACAGAUGUGCUUGAGGCUCCGAAGUGAAGAUAGACCUACUAUGAAGCAAGUUGAAAUGAAUUUACAGUUCUUGCGAACAAAAAGGUUGAACUCAUGCCCUGAUGCUCUAGACAAAGCUGAAGAGAUGCAGCCUUUGCUAUGUACAAGAUCUGAAGCUAGUUGUGCAUCAUUGGCGAUUAACUUGGGUGACAGUUAUAACCCUGAGUCUCAAAGUAGCCACAAAUGCUAUAGCUUGGAGCAAGAGUUUAGUUCAUCAGUUGGGUUGCCACGGUAAGUUGCUCAGAGCCAUGCUAUAAUAUGAAAUUCAAUUGAGCUGUGGAGGAAAAUGAUUGGAUGUUUUCAGAUCUAGACAGGUCUGAAAUGUAUCAACUCCUCAAUGUGGUCUACCAUUUUAUUAAUUAUUAUCCCAAAUAAUGUACAAUUCCUUUUAUAUCUCUUAGGUACCAAGUAUCAUGUAUGCUAGAGCACUUGUUUAUAAACAACAGGAUUAGUCUGAUGCGCUAUUAUGCUGAUACUGUGAUUGCUCAUAACAUGCGUACACUUCUUUGUUAUGAGAAGCACAUACUUCCAAUGUGGGUGUUUCAAAAGUUUAGUCCCAUGUAUAAAAUAUAUGAUGAAUAUAUCUAGGUGAGAAAUGGUUGGAAAAUACUA
Molecule: messenger RNA, 3250 nt
Organism: Oryza sativa Japonica Group (Japanese rice)
Lineage: Eukaryota; Viridiplantae; Streptophyta; Magnoliopsida; Poales; Poaceae
Product: wall-associated receptor kinase 5
Biological process (GO): protein phosphorylation; cell surface receptor signaling pathway
Cellular component (GO): plasma membrane
Molecular function (GO): ATP binding; calcium ion binding; protein serine/threonine kinase activity
Source: RefSeq, a predicted model, not a curated record